Messenger RNA from Rana temporaria (common frog), 611 nucleotides. RefSeq names its product late histone H2A.2.2. The coding region runs from base 69 to 542 and encodes 157 amino acids. The transcript has a single exon. Gene Ontology annotation, molecular function: structural constituent of chromatin; protein heterodimerization activity; DNA binding. Gene Ontology annotation, cellular component: nucleosome. NCBI's taxonomy places the organism in Eukaryota, Metazoa, Chordata, Amphibia, Anura, Ranidae. The record is from RefSeq and is a predicted model, not a curated record.
CCGCAGCGCCUUUCUCCAUUCGUUUUUUUUACAGCGUGUGAAAGCAGCAAGAUACUCAGCAGCUCAAGAUGUCUGGAAGAGGAAAGACCACCGCCGGCAAGAUCAAGGCAAAGUCCAAGUCCCGCUCCUCCAGAGCCGGUCUCCAGUUCCCAGUCGGCAGAGUGCACAGGCUGCUCCGGAAGGGCAAUUACUCGCACCGCAUCGGUGCCGGAGCUCCGGUGUAUCUGGCCGCCGUGCUGGAGUACCUGACCGCCGAAAUCCUGGAGUUGGCCGGCAAUGCCGCCCGAGAUAAUAAGAAGACCCGAAUCAUCCCCCGCCAUCUGCAGCUGGCCAUCCGCAACGAUGAGGAGCUCAACAGACUGCUGGGCGGAGUGACCAUCGCUCAGGGCGGAGUGUUACCCAACAUCCAGGCCGUACUCCUACCGAAGAAGAGCGGGGCCGCCGCCGCAGCUCCUGCCGCCAAAUCAUCCACCGCUAAAUCCGGCAAGUCUACCGCCAAAUCCGCCGGGAAGAAGAGUUCUCAGCAGUCCCAGGAGUACUGAGAACGACGCCGACCUCCGCUAUCCCCUCACCACCCCUCCUCAACACAAAGGCCCUUCUAAGGGCCACCA